Condylostylus longicornis is the source of this 390-nucleotide messenger RNA. RefSeq lists its product as uncharacterized. The transcript has 4 exons. The record is from RefSeq and is a predicted model, not a curated record. The coding region runs from base 1 to 390 and encodes 129 amino acids. NCBI's taxonomy places the organism in Eukaryota, Metazoa, Arthropoda, Insecta, Diptera, Dolichopodidae.
AUGUCAAUUUUUUCUUAUAAAUAUGUGACAAAUAUACUCGAUGAUCGUGUUAUAUCUCCAUGUGACGGACGUGAGGAUAUUUUUAUUGAUAAACUAAUGGAUUUGACAAAUCUAUCAUUUUCUCUUACACAGAAUGAUAUUAUAGCUCAAGGUCCUGUACGGUUUUUAAGAAAUUAUCCGCCAGGCGAAAAGUUUCAGUUGAGAAUUGUACCAUAUGUAAAAAAACAAGGAUUAUGGGUUCGGUGUGUCUUUUCGAUCUACCGUCCAGAUUUAUGUGCAAGUCUUUUUAAACCAAAUGAAGUGUGGUAUGAUGCUAUAAAACAUUUUGAAGGACAAUUGGCAACAUGUCCUCCUGAGAAAGGCCGACCGCAAUUUGGUUGGUUCAUAUAA